UAAAAACAAUAUAGAUUUCCUCAACAACUAUAAUCAGCAUCAUUUGCCUUUGUGGAAAACUCAAGUGUACCUGCGACCCCUCCAUCUUUUUAAUUAAGUGCUCUUAAAAGUGGCUUAUUAUAGAUGAAAAACUAAUUAAAUAACUCACUGGAUUAAGUCUGCUGCAGCUGCAAUUUCACCACAUAUUUAAAUAACUCUCACAGAUAGUGUUGAAUACAUGCAGUGAGACGAGAUUAAGCAGUAAUUACAGAAAAGUAGAGGAAAAAGUGGCCAUGGAUUAUCAUAGCCUAUCCAGGAUGAUUUAAUCCGUGACGCAGCAGAAUAACAAGGCAGUGCGCCAUCCGCGUCGCAGGCAGUCUCCCGAGACUAGAACCCAAACACACCGGCAAGCAUGUUGCGUUUGUCUCUUGUGAGUCGGAGUAUUUGUCCAGCAGCAAUCAUCAAAGGAAGUACGGCUGCAACGAACAAUGUGCUUGAAGCUCGCACUGCAGCAACAGCAGCCGCCAAUAAUUUCCUGGAGGUGUUCGUGGAUGGGAACCCUAUCAUGGUGGAGCCAGGAACCACCGUGUUGCAGGCAUGUGAGAAGGUAGGCAUGCAGAUUCCUCGCUUCUGCUACCAUGAGCGCCUGUCAGUUGCAGGAAACUGUCGCAUGUGUCUGGUGGAGAUAGAGAAAGUUCCUAAGCCAGUGGCAGCUUGUGCGAUGCCAGUCAUGAAGGGCUGGAACAUUUUAACCAACUCUGAAAAAACAAGAAAGGCGAGAGAGGGUGUGAUGGAGUUCCUACUGGCUAAUCACCCAUUAGAUUGUCCAAUUUGUGAUCAGGGGGGAGAAUGUGAUCUCCAGGACCAGUCCAUGCAGUUUGGCAGUGACAGGAGCCGCUUCACAGAGGGAAAAAGAGCUGUGGAAGACAAAAACAUCGGCCCCCUUAUCAAAACCAUUAUGACCCGCUGCAUCCAGUGCACUCGCUGUGUGCGCUUUGCCAGUGAGAUUGCAGGUGUGGAGGACCUGGGUACCACUGGCAGAGGCAAUGACCUGCAGAUUGGGACUUAUGUGGAGAAGAUGUUCAUGUCGGAGUUAUCUGGGAAUGUAAUCGAUAUAUGCCCAGUGGGGGCCCUGACCUCUAAACCAUAUGCAUUCACUGCUCGCCCUUGGGAGACCAGGAAGACUGAAUCCAUUGACGUUCUGGAUGCUGUGGGUAGUAACAUUGUGGUGACCACUCGGGGGGGUGAGGUGAUGAGAAUCUUGCCUCGUCUUAAUGAGGAUGUUAAUGAGGAGUGGAUCUCAGACAAAACUAGGUUUGCGUAUGAUGGACUCAAAAGGCAGAGGCUUACUCAGCCAAUGGUGAAAAAUGAGUCUGGGCAGUUGGUUGCCACCACCUGGGAAGAUGUGCUGACUCGAGUUGCUGGAGCAUUGCAAGGAGUCGAAGGAAAUGCUGUUGCUGCUAUUGUUGGAGGCUUGGUCGAUGCAGAGGCUCUGAUUUCCUUGAAGGAUUUGCUAAACCGUUUGAAUAGUGACAACCUGUGUACUGAAGAGGUCUUCCCAGAGGCUGGAGCUGGAUCUGACCUGCGUUCAAACUAUCUUUUAAACACCGGGAUUGCUGGCAUUGAGGAAGCUGACCUGAUGCUUCUGGUUGGCACAAAUCCACGCUAUGAGGCUCCUCUCUUCAAUGCACGAAUCAGAAAAAGCUGGCUUCACAAUGAGUUGCAAGUGGCUCUAUUGGGAAAGGAAGUGGACCUAAGUUACACAUAUGACCAUCUUGGGGAGUCUGCCCAGGUUCUUCGAGAUAUUGCAUCAGGAACUCACCCAUUCUCCCAGGUCUUGGCUAAAGCUAAGCAUCCUGUUGUUGUGGUUGGAAGCAGUUGUCUGCAGACAGAGGACGGCGCUGCGAUAAUGGCUGCUGCGUCAACCAUUGCUCAGAACGCUUGCAUCAGCAGUGGCGCUGAGGAAACCUGGAAGGUUCUCAAUGUGCUUCACAGGGUUGCUAGUCAAGUGGCUGCACUUGAUCUUGGAUACAAACCAGGUGUGGAUGCGAUCAGAAAGAACCCACCCAAAGUUCUGUUCCUACUUGGAGCAGAUGCUGGCUGCAUUACUCGCCAAGACCUCCCAAAGGAUAGCUUCAUAAUCUAUCAAGGUCACCAUGGCGAUGCUGGGGCAUCAAUGGCUGAUAUCAUACUUCCUGCAGCUGCAUAUACUGAGAAAUGUAGCACCUAUGUGAACACUGAGGGCCGUGCCCAGCAGACCAAAGUGGCUGUGACUCCCCCGGGCAUGGCAAGGGAGGACUGGAAGAUCAUCAGAGCCAUAUCUGAGCUUGCUGGAGUGACUCUGCCAUAUGACACCCUUGAUGAAGUGCGUGAUAGAAUGGCACAGGUUUCCCCAAAUCUGGUGCAAUAUGAUGAUGUUGAGGAGGCCAACUACUUUAAGCAGGCGAAUGAACUGUCUAAGGCAGUGAACCAGGCUGUCCUUACUGGACCUUUAGUCCAUCCACAGCUUACUGUGAAGGACUUCUAUAUGACAGAUCCAAUAAGCAGAGCCUCCCAGACGAUGGCCAAGUGUGUGAAAGCUGUCAGUGAGGGAGCACAAGCGGUGGACGAGCACAAUGGCUCGAGGAUGGCUAUCUAUUGUGCUAAAGCACAAUAGAUAGCCAUCGAAUCCUUGAAAAAAAAAAAUUAUAUAUAUAUAUAUAUAUAUGCACAACUCAGCUAUUUGCACAUGUCUAGAAUUGUUUAUAUUUGCACUGUUUUAUUAUAGUAGGUGCCUCAUCAUCUAUCCAAAUUAUGGAACUAACACAGGUUAUUUAUUAACCUGCAGUUGAUAUGUAUGCUUAUUUUACCAAAUCUCCAAAGAUGCACUCUUAAAGUUUUACGUUUUCACCUCUUAUUACUUUUUAAUAGGUGUAACCAAAGGUUUAAAAUCCUUAUUCAAAAGUAAAUAUAGUAUAUUGUCUUCUUGUAAAAUUGCAAACAUUAAAAGUGUUAAGAUUAUAUUUUAAGAUGUAUAUUUUAAGAUGUAUAUUGGAAGAUAUAUAUUUUCAGAUGUAUAUUGGAAGAUAUAUAUUUUCCUAAAGGUAUGGAGUAUAUAGUAUUACAAGUAUGGCUUGUAAUGAACCUCGCUAUUUAACUUUGUGUUCCUAUUAAAAUAUGUCAAAAGUAUCA
Messenger RNA from Cyclopterus lumpus (lumpfish), 3150 nucleotides. Its product is annotated as NADH-ubiquinone oxidoreductase 75 kDa subunit, mitochondrial-like. Gene Ontology annotation, molecular function: NADH dehydrogenase (ubiquinone) activity; iron-sulfur cluster binding. The record is from RefSeq and is a predicted model, not a curated record. Gene Ontology annotation, cellular component: membrane. Bases 392 to 2635 code for a protein of 747 amino acids. The transcript has 19 exons. Lineage: Eukaryota; Metazoa; Chordata; Actinopteri; Perciformes; Cyclopteridae. Gene Ontology annotation, biological process: ATP synthesis coupled electron transport.